Messenger RNA from Pan troglodytes (chimpanzee), 1077 nucleotides. RefSeq names its product transmembrane BAX inhibitor motif containing 4 (gene TMBIM4). The transcript has 7 exons. The record is from RefSeq and is a predicted model, not a curated record. Gene Ontology annotation, biological process: negative regulation of apoptotic process. Bases 235 to 951 code for a protein of 238 amino acids. NCBI's taxonomy places the organism in Eukaryota, Metazoa, Chordata, Mammalia, Primates, Hominidae. Gene Ontology annotation, cellular component: membrane.
AAAAGUUUCACUUCAGAUGACGCCGGGAAUGUAAACCGUUUUCUCUUCCAUUCUAACUCGGAGCCAUGCCCGCUUUCUCCGCCCAGCUGGAAUUUUUGAAGCGAGAAAAUCGACUCGCUGGGGGUUCGCCCGCCGACGCCGCACGGCUUGCUGGGGCUGGGCUCUUCCUCGCGGAAGUGGGGAGGAGGCGGUUGCGGUUAGUCGACCGGGACCGGUAGGGGUGCUGUUGCCAUCAUGGCUGACCCCGACCCCCGGUACCCUCGCUCCUCGAUCGAGGACGACUUCAACUAUGGCAGCAGCGUGGCCUCCGCCAGCGUGCACAUCCGAAUGGCCUUUCUGAGAAAAGUCUACAGCAUUCUUUCUCUGCAGGUUCUCUUAACUACAGUGACUUCAACAGUUUUUUUAUACUUUGAGUCUAUACGGACAUUUGUACAUGAGAGUCCUGCCUUAAUUUUGCUGUUUGCCCUCGGAUCUCUGGGUUUGAUUUUUGCGUUGACUUUAAACAGACAUAAGUAUCCCCUUAACCUGUACCUACUUUUUGGAUUUACGCUGUUGGAAGCUCUGACUGUGGCAGUUGUUGUUACUUUCUAUGAUGUAUAUAUUAUUCUGCAAGCUUUCAUACUGACUACUACAGUAUUUUUUGGUUUGACUGUGUAUACUCUACAAUCUAAGAAGGAUUUCAGCAAAUUUGGAGCAGGGCUGUUUGCUCUUUUGUGGAUAUUGUGCCUGUCAGGAUUCUUGAAGUUAUUUUUUUAUAGUGAGAUAAUGGAGUUGGUCUUAGCCGCUGCAGGAGCCCUUCUUUUCUGUGGAUUCAUCAUCUAUGACACACACUCACUGAUGCAUAAACUGUCACCUGAAGAGUACGUAUUAGCUGCCAUCAGCCUCUACUUGGAUAUCAUCAAUCUAUUCCUGCACCUGUUACGGUUUCUGGAAGCAGUUAAUAAAAAGUAAUUAAAAGUAUCUCAGCUCAACUGAAGAACAACAAAAAAAAUUUAACGAGAUAAAAGGAUUAAAGUAAUUGGAAGCAGUAUAUAGAAACUGUUUCAUUAAGUAAUAAAGUUUGAAACAAUGAUUAAA